CCCCAGAUGACUCACCAGGAGAGAAUGACUUUGAGAAAUAGCUCUUCGGUGACUGAGUUUAUCCUUGUGGGAUUAUCAGAACAAUCAGAGCUCCGGCUCCCUCUCUUCAUCCUGUUCUUGGGAAUCUAUGUGUUCACUGUGGUGGGCAACUUGGGCUUCAUCACCUUGAUUGGGCUGAAUUCUAGCCUUCACACCCCAAUGUAUUUUUUCCUCUUCAACUUGUCCUUUAUAGAUCUCUGUUAUUCCUGUGUGUUUACUCCCAAAAUGCUGACUGGUUUUUUAUCAGAAAAUAUCAUCUCUUAUGUGGGAUGCAUGACACAACUAUUUUUCUUCUGUUUCUUUGUCAACUCCGAGUGCUAUGUGCUAGUAUCGAUGGCCUAUGACCGCUACGUGGCCAUCUGCAACCCUCUGCUAUACACGGUCACCAUGUCCCCUCAGGUCUGCUCUCUGCUGAUGUUUGGUUCCUAUGUGAUAGGCUUGGCUGGGGCUAUAGCCCACACUGGAAGCAUGCUGAGACUGACCUUCUGUGAGUCCAACAUCAUCAACCAUUAUCUGUGUGAAGUUCUUCCUCUCCUGCAGCUCUCCUGCACCAGCACCCAUGUCAGCGAGCUGGUGUUUUCUACUGUUGUUGGGUUGGUCAUCACAAUAUCCAGUAUGAGCAUCUUCAUCUCUUAUGCUUUGAUUCUCUCCAGCAUCCUCCGCAUUCCUUCUGCUGAGGGCAGGUCCAAAGUCUUUAGCACAUGUGGCUCCCACGUAAUUGUUGUUGCUCUGUUUUUUGGGUCAGGGGCAUUCACCUAUUUAACAACCUCUUUUCCCGGAUUUUUGGGACAAGGCAAAUUUGCCUCAGUCUUUUACACUAAUGUGGUUCCCAUGCUUAACCCUUUGAUCUACAGUUUGAGGAAUAAGGAUGUUAUAUUUGCCCUGGGUAAAACUCUGAAGAGAGUGCUCUUCUGA
Molecule: messenger RNA, 954 nt
Organism: Cynocephalus volans (Philippine flying lemur)
Lineage: Eukaryota; Metazoa; Chordata; Mammalia; Dermoptera; Cynocephalidae
Product: olfactory receptor 8B4
Exons: 1
Coding region: 7-954 (315 amino acids)
Biological process (GO): G protein-coupled receptor signaling pathway; sensory perception of smell
Cellular component (GO): membrane
Molecular function (GO): olfactory receptor activity; odorant binding; G protein-coupled receptor activity
Source: RefSeq, a predicted model, not a curated record